This is a messenger RNA of Cylindrotheca closterium, 738 nucleotides long. The record is from the annotation of a GenBank genome assembly. Lineage: Eukaryota; Bacillariophyta; Bacillariophyceae; Bacillariales; Bacillariaceae.
AUGGAGAUGGGCAAAGAUUUUGAAGCACUCAUUGGAAAGAUCGAAAAGGAGCUGUACAACGAAAGCAAUGUUCAGGCAAUCGUUCUGUGUGGAGAAGGCGACAAGGCGUUCUCAGCUGGUGGGAAUCUGGAAUGGCUGCAUUCUCUGUCCGAAAACUCUGUUCACCAGAAUGUUGACACCAUGGUUCAAUUCUACAGUAGCUUCAUCUGUAUGCGACAAAAGCUACCAGUUCCAGUAAUAGCGGCACUACAAGGUCCCGCAAUGGGAGCAGGUGCCUGCUUGGCCUUGUCCUGCGACCUUCGCGUAGCGGCAUCUGGAGGGACACCAGUUCUUGGCUUUCCAUUCACCAAACUAGGGAUUCCGAGUGGGUUGGGUGGUAUGUACAUGCUGCAACAAGCAGGAAUUUCAUCGACCAUUGCCACUGAGAUUCUGCUACUGGGCAAGACGUUGACGGGAGAAGAUGCUCACGAGCUGGGACUUGUGAAUCGACUCGUAUCCGCGGAUCAAGUCAAGGACGAGGCACAUUCCCUGGCCGAACAAAUCGCCAAGAUGCAUCCUGUGGCAGUCCGUUCCAUGAUUCGAAACUUUCGACAUGGAAAGGAUCAUGGACUUGUGGAUGCAUUGUACCGAGACGCACAUGCUCAGGCAGUUUGUUACAACCGCCAAGAUUGGGGAGUCGGACUAAAUGCAGUAGCAGCAAAAGAAGAAGCAAACUUUGAUCCCUACCAUUCAAAAUAG